Messenger RNA from Postia placenta MAD-698-R-SB12, 342 nucleotides. RefSeq lists its product as hypothetical. The transcript has a single exon. NCBI's taxonomy places the organism in Eukaryota, Fungi, Basidiomycota, Agaricomycetes, Polyporales, Adustoporiaceae. The coding region runs from base 1 to 342 and encodes 113 amino acids. The record is from RefSeq and is a predicted model, not a curated record.
AUGGGAGCGCCCGAUCCAUGCAUUCAACCUGUGCGUGGCGCUGGCAGACCUCGGCUGGAUGGCUGGAAGUUGCUCGUGCUCCCGCACCUCCUAAAGCACGCGUCCGCGCUCCUGAAGAGCCACGCACGGGAGACGGCAGAGCUGCUCGCACUCGCAGCGCUCCAGCUGGAGAAGCGCCUCACAAAAUCACGUGUAGGUGUGGAUCGACAGCCAUAUCGUGCGCUGGGAGUACGCUGUGUGGACGUGGAGAGCGUGCUACUGCGCGAUGUGUUGGCGCUGUCUCCGUUGCUGGCAUCUCUCGCGCUGCUGUGCGUCAGGAUUGUGGACAUUGAGGGAAUGUAA